This is a messenger RNA of Glossina fuscipes, 2036 nucleotides long. Its product is annotated as trypsin-like. The record is from RefSeq and is a predicted model, not a curated record. Gene Ontology annotation, biological process: proteolysis. NCBI's taxonomy places the organism in Eukaryota, Metazoa, Arthropoda, Insecta, Diptera, Glossinidae. The coding region runs from base 18 to 782 and encodes 254 amino acids. Gene Ontology annotation, molecular function: serine-type endopeptidase activity. The transcript has a single exon.
UUCAUAAAUUCUUUACCAUGUUUCAGUUGGUGUUAGUGGUUCUUGCCUUAAGAUCAGUCUUGGGUGAGGCUUCAAAUUGGGAGUGGCAGAGUCGUAUCGUAAAUGGCGAGCCAGCUGCAAUCGAGGACUAUCCCUACCAAGUUUCACUACAAAACGUAAAAAAUGAUCAUUUCUGCGGCGGUAGCAUUCUCAGCGAGGACAUCGUUCUUACGGCCGCCCAUUGCUUGGAAGGCCGAAAACCCGAAGACGUUAAGGUACGUUUGGGAUCGACAAUGUACGCUAGUGGCGGUGUUUUGGUAGAUGUUGAAUCGUUUAAAUCCCAUGAGAAAUUCAACUUCGAAGAGACUCGGGUUAAUGAUGUAGCUAUAAUAAAACUGGCUCAACCUGUGAAACAAUCGAGCACGAUACGUUAUAUUAAGUUAGCGGACAAGAAACCUGUAACUGGGCAUCCAGCUAUUGUAUCCGGUUGGGGCUCAAAUUGCUUUUUGGUUUGUGCCUUGUCCCCGAAUUUGAUGAGUAUAGAAGUAGAGUUUGUCGAUACUAAAGAUUGUGCGUCCACUAGCUAUGGGUACGGAAUGGAGAUUAAAGAAACAAUGGUUUGUGCUACUGCUAAAGGGAAAUCGUCAUGUCAAGGCGAUUCUGGUGGUCCGUUGGUUGCAGACGGCCAGGUAGUGGGUAUUGUAUCGUGGUCUGCAGGAUGUGCAGCUGAAGGCUAUCCAGGGGUUUAUAGUGACGUUGUGGCUUUACGUAGUUGGAUUGAAGAAGCAAUAAAUAGUUUGUAGAAUAGAAAGAGAAAAAAUCGCAAAAAUUAUAAUUAGAAAUUAAUAUUAAAAACAAAGAAUAUCAAAAUAGUUCAUUAGUAGUUAAUUAACUUCGAAGAAAAGAGAUGAACAAAGUAACUUUUUUUCCAUAUGUAAAAACGUAUUCUAGGUCCUCACAAACUCUCACAAGAAUUUGGAAACAAACUAUAUGAGAAUAUCGUGUGUUAAGAUAUAGUAGGGCUGUAAUAUACGAAACAACCGCAUUUGAUAAUAACAUAAAAUGAUAGGCAUAAUUAAAAUCAAUGCAGAGAACAACAACUAGAGUGCAUGUAGAGUUCGUAAUUUUAUCUGCCCUUUUUUAUGAACUGGCAUCACAUCGAAUUGAUUUGCUGAAUAGCAGAAGAAGACAAAGACAGUUGUGUGGAGAGUUCACGUAACGAAAUUUUAAGGAAAUUAAACAUAAAAAACUUAGUCCAGGUUUUUAAAACGAUAGUAGAGUUAUAUGUAAGUACCCACGGGACUCUAACCAAAAUUAGGCAACACAAAUGACAAUAAUCCCAUGCCAAAGGAUCCAAUCAAUCCGGUGCGUCACCGGUAGCGAGUAGUGGGAACACUUGAAAGUAUUUUCAAUGACAGGUGUCACCAGAGACAUAUCUUCAAGUUCUUGAAUUUUUUUUCUUCAAAUUCAACAAAUUAUUGACAAUUCGCAUAAAGUACAAGUUAAUGGCUAAUCGUGAAGAGGUAAAUGCACAAGUACAUUUAAAAGGAUUUUAUAUCAAAAUUGUAGCUUCCUUGAUGGAAAAUUCAAUACUCAAAGCCAUGUCCAUCACGAGCAACUCGUGAUUAUAUAGCGAAGAAAUUGAAAUCUAAAUAACUUACUUGUGGAGUUACUGUGGAACAAAACUAUCGUCACGUGUUUGUAAGGCUCGUUGUGCCUAAUAAGGCGGCCUGCCCUUACCCAAAUACAUUGAAGAUCCGAAUGAAUAAAAUUUUAGAAUUUAUAAAAGCUGACUUACGAAAAUAAAGUGGAUUGUGCAAAUUCUUAUGGAUUAAGCCCUUCGAUUGACUUAACUUACAUCAAAAUCCGAAAUUUUCUCGUCCUCGAAAAUAGAAAAUAGCCUUUAAUUGUGCCACAUUUAUACAAAUAUAGCUUUGAGUGUAACAAUAAUUCAUAAAGCGAGAAACAGAAAUAUUUGACAUUUUAAUAAAUAUCUAACGAAAAGACGCAUUUCAGUUACUUCAGUGAAAAAACAAAGGGCAGAAUAGCUCUUAUAA